ACACCGAGUUUACCAAAGUACCCUCGCGAUUGCGCGAUUUCCACAGACUUCUCCCGAUUUCCCCCCCUCCAUUUCGCCCGUCUUUCGAGCACUCAAGAAGGGUUUCGCCGUUCUUCCUCCGCCGCGCCGCGCCCUGAGAGCGCUCUCGAUCGAAAAUAUAGGAAGAAGUGAACUUUCUUGAAAUUGACGCAUUGUGGGGAUUCGAGGCUCUUAUUUUCCUUUUGUUCUUCAUCGGUGAAUAUUUCUAGUCAUGGAAAGCAGCAGUGAUGCCAGCUACGCCGUAGCCACGGAAGUCGGCUGGUAUAUCCUCGGGGAGAAUCAAGAACAUGUCGGCCCUUAUGCGCUGUCGGAGUUGCAAGAACAUUUUGCAAAUGGAUAUAUCUCAGAAAACACCGUUCUGUGGUCUGAGGGGAGGAGUGAGUGGGCGCCACUAUCCUCAAUACGGGAGUUAUAUGCGGGGAUGCCCAUCAAGAAACUUGAUGGUUCUGCUGCAGAUCUGCCAGAUGAAGAUGAUGACUUUACAAAAUGGCAGAAAGAGGUUCAAGAGGCUGAGGCAGCGGCUGAGGCUUUGAAAAAUGGCACUACGAUUAGUGUCCUUGCUGAAGGGGGAGAGGGUCUACAGGAAGGAGCAGGUUUAGGCGCUGAUGAUCAGCCCACGACUCCACCUGAUGGGGAGGAAGAAUUUACUGAUGAUGAUGGAUCCACAUAUAAGUGGGAUCGGGCUCUGAGGAAAUGGGUUCCUCAAGAUAACUUAUUAAGUGAAAAAAGUGGGUAUGGAGUAGAAGACAUGACCUUUGCACAAGAGGAGGAAGUAUAUCUUGCACCAGAGGUUCCUGAGCCCUCAGUCUCUGAAGCAAAAGAUUCCUUCACCAAGAACAUGGAGUCAAAACCCGAGACGAAGAGGAAGUUGCCUGAUAAGCCAACUGAAAAGAAGGAAGCUAAUAAACCUCCAGAGAGUUGGUUUGAUCUAAAAGUGAAUACUCAUGUUUAUGUGACAGGAUUGCCUGAUGAUAUUACUGUUGCUGAAAUUGUGGAAGUAUUCUCAAAAUGCGGGAUCAUAAAGGAGGAUCCUGAAACUAAAAAGCCUCGUGUAAAGAUCUAUACGGACAAAGAAACAGGUAGAAUAAAAGGGGAUGCACUUGUGUCAUACUUGAAGGAACCAUCUGUUGCCUUAGCAAUACAAAUUUUGGAUGGAACGCCUCUCCGUCCUGGUGGGAAGACAGUUAUGUCUGUAAGCCAAGCUAAGUUUGAGCAAAAAGGAGAAGUUUUUGUAGCAAAGCAAACAGACAAGAAAAAGAAAAAGAAAAUAAAGAGAGUUGAAGACAAGAUUCUUGGAUGGGGUGGACAUGAUGAUGCAAAGGUGACAAUUCUGGCUACUGUUGUUUUGCGCAACAUGUUCACACCCGCUGAGUUAAGGGCUGAUGAGAGUCUUCUGCCAGAACUAGAGCAAGAUGUUAGAGAGGAAUGUGUGAAACUGGGCCCGAUUGAUUCAGUUAAGGUUUGUGAAAGUCAUCCACAAGGUGUGAUUUUAGUGAAAUUUAAGGAUCGGAAAGAUGCUACAAAGUGCAUCGAGCUGAUGAAUGGAAGAUGGUUUGGUGGAAGACAGAUACAUGCGAGCGAGGACGAUGGUUCUGUCAACCAUGCUCUUAUUCGUGAUAUUGAUGCCGAGAUGUCAAGGCUGGAGCAGUUUGGUGCAGAACUGGAUGCAGACUGACGGGUAUACAGUUCCUGUCGACAAACUCCUGUUAUUGCAAAUUCAAAGAACAAAGAAACAUAGAUGUAAUUUACUCUGUUCUCCAUCUCCAUUAUUGUACCUGAAUUAACACCCAUGAAUGGGUUAAUUUUGUUUUGUUCAUCUGUACAUGUUAUUAGGGAGGAGACCAUGUUUUCGCUGGCUGAAGAACUGCAACCAAAUGCUGCAAGCACUGCUAGUACAGAUCCUUUUACUGUGGUAUUGACCAUCUUUUGUGAUAUUUGAAUUAGCUAUGUGCUGCCUACCUCAAAUGGGCUGGAUUUGCUCAAGUUAUGCCAUAUCUUAGUCUGUACCGCACCCCAAAAUGCUUGUACAAGUGUUUUGAGUAAGUUAGCUGCCAUGUUAAAAUCA
This is a messenger RNA of Musa acuminata AAA Group (dessert banana), 2104 nucleotides long. RefSeq lists its product as uncharacterized. Gene Ontology annotation, biological process: mRNA splicing, via spliceosome. Gene Ontology annotation, molecular function: RNA binding. The transcript is spliced from 14 exons. Lineage: Eukaryota; Viridiplantae; Streptophyta; Magnoliopsida; Zingiberales; Musaceae. The coding region runs from base 251 to 1714 and encodes 487 amino acids. Gene Ontology annotation, cellular component: U2-type spliceosomal complex; U2 snRNP. The record is from RefSeq and is a predicted model, not a curated record.